This is a messenger RNA of Rhinichthys klamathensis goyatoka, 2584 nucleotides long. It is a transcript of the gene vangl2, whose product is annotated as VANGL planar cell polarity protein 2. Gene Ontology annotation, cellular component: plasma membrane. Bases 357 to 1937 code for a protein of 526 amino acids. The transcript is spliced from 8 exons. The record is from RefSeq and is a predicted model, not a curated record. Lineage: Eukaryota; Metazoa; Chordata; Actinopteri; Cypriniformes; Leuciscidae. Gene Ontology annotation, biological process: Wnt signaling pathway, planar cell polarity pathway; multicellular organism development; establishment of planar polarity.
CGCUCAUUCGGGGCGUGUUUCAGCGCAGGUUUGAAUGGAGACGGAAAUAUGUGAGUUUUUGUAAAAAAAAAAAAAAAAAAAAACACGGACGCGAAGUCGAGCCUUAGGCCAGAGAACAGUCACUGACCCGGAGCUCGACAACAACAGGAGAGGGUUCACUCGGCUGAGAACUGUCCGUCCUCUCCUCUCCGCCGGCCUCCAAGAUAGAUUCUCUCAGGAGUAAAGUGGAACUGCUGAAGCUGCCACUGUCUCUGUCGUCCAAAUCCAUCUCGGAGCGCAAGUCUCAGCUGGGAGGACCCACCGAGCGCUCCAGGGGCGGAGCUGGGGCCCACAAACCCCGCCCACCGGCCCCAGACAUGGACAACGAGUCGCAGUACUCCGGAUACUCCUACAAGUCUUCCCAUUCACGCAGCUCUCGCAAGCACAGGGACCGGCGAGACCGACAUCGCUCUAAGAGCCGAGACAGCAGCAGUCGAGCGGACAAGUCCGUCACCAUCCAGGCCCCCGGAGAGCCCCUGCUGGACGCCGAGUCCACGCGCGGAGACGACCGGGAUGAUAACUGGGGCGAGACCACGACCGUGGUGACCGGGACGUCCGAGCACAGCGUCUCGAAUGAAGACCUCACGCGGGCGUCGAAAGAGCUCGAGGACUCUUCGCCCCUGGAGUGCCGGCGUUUCGCGGGGCCCGUCCUGAGUGGCAUCCUGGGGCUGUUUGCGCUCCUGACGCCCCUGGCCUUCCUCCUGCUGCCCCAGCUGCUGUGGCGCGACUCCCUGGACCCCUGCGGGACGCCCUGCGAGGGCCUGUACGUGUCCCUGGCCUUCAAGCUGCUGGUGCUCCUCAUCUCGUCCUGGGCUCUGUUCCUGCGGCCUCCGCGCGCCACGCUCCCGCGCUUCUUCGUCUUCCGCUGCCUGCUGAUGGCGCUGGUCUUCCUCUUCGUGGCGUCCUACUGGCUGUUCUACGGCGUGAGGGUGCUGGAGCCCCGAGAGCGUGAUUACAGGGGCAUCGUGGGAUACGCCGUGUCGCUGGUGGACGCGCUGCUGUUCAUCCAGUACUUGGCGCUCGUGCUCCUGGAGGUGAGGCACCUCAGGCCGGCUUUCUGCCUCAAAGUGGUGCGCACCACCGACGGAGCCAGCCGCUUCUACAACGUGGGACACCUCAGUAUCCAGCGAGCAGCGGUGUGGGUCCUGGAUCACUACUACACUGAUUUCUCCGUCUACAACCCUGCUUUACUCAAUCUCCCCAAGUCCAUCCUGUCCAAGAAGAUGUCUGGGUUUAAGGUCUACUCCCUGGGGGAAGAGAACAGCACUAAUAACUCGACGGGACAGUCCCGCGCGAUGAUCGCCGCUGCCGCCCGCCGGAGAGACAACUCUCAUAACGAGUAUUACUACGAGGAGGCGGAGAUGGACCGCAGGGUCCGCAAGCGCAAGGCCAGGCUGGUGGUGGCGGUCGAGGAGGCGUUCACUCAUAUCAAGCGGCUCCAGGACGACGAGGUGGCGGCGUCCCCCAAACACCCGCGCGAGGUGAUGGACCCCCGGGAGGCGGCGCAGGCCAUCUUCGCCCCCAUGGCCCGGGCCAUGCAGAAGUACCUGCGCACGACCCGCCAGCAGCCCUACCACAGCAUGGAGAGCAUCAUCGCACACCUGCAGUUCUGCAUCACACACAACAUGACGCCCAAGGCGUUCCUGGAGCGGUACCUGACCCCGGGCCCCACCAUGCAGUACCAGCGUGAGAACGGCAGGGGGCGCCAGUGGACCCUGGUGAGCGAGGAGCCGGUGACCUCAGCGCUGCGGCAGGGCCUCGUGUUCUCCCUGCGCCGCCUCGACUUCGCCCUGGUCGUCACGGUGACGCCCCUCCCCUUCUUCAACCUGGGGGAGGAGUUCAUCGACCCCAAGAGCCACAAGUUCGUGAUGCGGCUCCAGUCAGAGACCUCUGUGUGAGGGGUCAGAGAGACAGAGACAGAGGGACACAACCACUCCACUUUCUUUCUAGAUAUCACUUUUAAACGACUGUUUGUAUGUUUUUUUAUACACUACAUGAACUCCUUCGACCUAGAGACCGUCCGGAUGACUCUCGGCGGACUAACUCUUCUGCGUUUCAGCUGUGAAUAAUGAUCAAAUACAGUUCCCAAAUCAGUCUCUGAGACACACCAGCAACUACACACACACAGGUUUAUCCUUCAAAGCCCAUGACAAGUGAUGGAAACACUAUACGAUUGUAGCUGAUCAACGCGGAGAAAUCAAGUGCUUUACUAUUGAAUGAUUGUGGAUCAGAAGCACAUGAGACGCAUGUUUGUAACUCUACUCGUCGUGAAUGUUUUUAAGAUGUCGUAUGUUUUUGCAGUACUUUAUUCUUCAUCCUAAUGAAUCGAGGGGCCUUUAUAUCAUCCGUUUACAUCGUUCUGUUCACCAGCAAACCCAUGUCCGUUCCCUAGAGCGCGGCUUUCUUCCAAACACACUCGUGGUUUUGCUCUCUUUGGUGUGUACGUCUGUCAUGACCAAUCAAAUGUGUGACCUUUACGUAAAAUGCAAAAACAUGAAUGUGUGCCAAUCGUUGUGCCUGCAGAGCUAUGCACACACACACACAC